AUGGCUUUCGCACUCAGGACUGGGGCUCUGCCCGCUGUGGGCCAGCAGGCCCGAAGGCAGUGUGUGCGCCCACUGCAGCAGCGUAGCAGCAGCGGCGCCCGCAGGCUCAGCGUUGCAGCCAUCGAUCAGCCCAGCACUUAUCAGCCCAGUGAGCAGCAGCCGGAGGCCCUGUCCGUGGCCGACCCCGAGCUCGAGCAGUCCCUGGCCGUUCACGAGCUCGACGCCGCCCAGGAGGACCUCCUCAAAUGGAUGCUUUUCCUUGAUAGCGACCAGCAGGAGAAGGACCUCGAUGAGAUGGAGGACCUUGAGGAGGUGGGGGACGAGGAGUAUGCCGAGCUGUAUGACGAGGUGGAGACCCUGCUGGAGGAGAGCGAGGCCAGCUUUAAGGUCGGGGACAAGGUCUACGGCACGGUCUAUGAGGUGGACGACGACGGUGCCUAUGUGGAGAUUGGUGCCAAGUCCGCCGGCUUUGUGCCCCUCAUCGAGUGCUCCCUGGGCAAGCUUAAGACGCCUCUCGAGGUGCUCCGUCCGGGCAUGAAGCGCGAGUUCGUGGUGGCGGAGGACGAGGACGAAUAUGGGGAGAUCAUACUGUCGCUGGCGGCCAUUGAGGCGCAAACCUUCUGGCAGCGCAUCCGGCAGCUGCAGGAGGAGGACGUGCCCGUCUUGGUGACCGUGGUGGGCGCCAACCGCGGUGGCCUUAUGGUGCAGUACGCCCACCUGGAGGGCUUCAUCCCCGUCAGCCACCUCGCACAGAACAUCAAUGCCGACAACAUGGAGACCUUUGUGGGCUACGACAUCCCCGCCAAGUUCCUGGAGGUGGACGAGGAGAGCGAGCGCCUGGUGUUCAGCCACCGCCGCGCCAGCAGCAGCGCAGACAUGCAGGGGUACAAGGUUGGCGACGUGGUGGUUGGCGUGGUGCAGAGCGUGCGGCCCUACGGCGCGUUUGUGGACAUUGGCGGCGCGAUUGGCCUGCUGCACAUCAGCCAGAUCACCCACGAGCGGCUCACCACCGUCGACCAGGUCCUGGCCGAGGGCGACAAGCUCAAGGUUAUGAUCCUGUCUCAGGACAGUGACCGCGGCCGCGUCACCCUCAGCACCAAGAAGCUCGAGCCCGAGCCCGGGGACAUGCUGCGCGACCCCCAGAAGGUGUUUGAGAACGCCGACAGGAUGGCGCAGAUGUUCAAGGAGCGCGUCGCGGCGGCCGACAACGCCAGCCUCGCGCAGCUGGAGGGGGAUUACUCGGGCGGCGGCGCGUACCCGCCGCCGGCGGAGGGCGUGUACAGCGCGCCGAUGGGCGGGCAGGAGCAGGUUGCCACUUUCGAGCCGUGA
Monoraphidium neglectum is the source of this 1329-nucleotide messenger RNA. RefSeq names its product 30S ribosomal protein S1. Bases 1 to 1329 code for a protein of 442 amino acids. Gene Ontology annotation, biological process: translation. Gene Ontology annotation, molecular function: mRNA binding; structural constituent of ribosome. Lineage: Eukaryota; Viridiplantae; Chlorophyta; Chlorophyceae; Sphaeropleales; Selenastraceae. The transcript is spliced from 6 exons. The record is from RefSeq and is a predicted model, not a curated record.